GAGUAAAAAGGCAAUACCUACAACCCGAUAGAACUUGUUGCAGAGGUGCGCUGUCGGUUUGUAACGUUAGAAGUGGAUUAACAGCCCAACGGUCAAUCAGUUGGCGGUUGGCGUUUGUAGCGGAAAGUGCUUUUACAUCUCGGAAGGUCAAUCAGGUCCCCAUCUCCACUCAACGUGGUGGUUUAGUGAUCAUCAUUUGUUCGCCGUGAAAACACCACUCGAGAGUGCGAUAUCUCGAGAAAAUCCGGAAAUAAUUGUGCGUCCUCGAUGGUGUUUCAGUGCCUCAGAAGAAAGUGUAACUUCGAUUAAAAAUUGCUCGGUAAAGAUCAAUCACACAACAAUUUGCUGGUCACGAGAUCCAUUAACCAACGGCAUUACUUACUCGGUACGACCUUGAUAGGUCGGGUGAAUCACACUACGGAACACCAGUAACAUUAAAGUGAGUGAGAAAUAUUUAAAUUAGCAUCGAUUGUUUGCUUGACUAUAGCGCUUCAACGAUCAGUGUUAAAUUCAACGGUGAGAAGUGUAGACUAGCUAGUGGCGACCUAGAGCAUGCAACAGUGAACAGUGAAGUACGUAAUAAUAGCAACCAUUGAAGAGAAAUGGCGAUCUACGAUCGGAGUGUGAAGGUGCCCAAAAAUAAACUGAAAGCUUGUGCGAUUUGUUUGUUGCUUUGCUUAGCUAGUCUACCAGAGCUGAGUGAAGCACGGAAAGUGGUUGGAGGUGGGCGUGUUACAAAACCUACUGCAAAUCGGGGCUAUGCAAAUCCGGAUGUUGCCAAGCUGAGUUACUCGCCGAGUUAUGCUGCAGCACCUAAGCCACCGGUAGCUGCACCUGCCGCCCCCGCACCAGUUCAACAAACAGCAAAUUCUCCAAUCGGGUGGAAUGUUCCGCACAAUGCUCCGCCUCCAUACUCGGCACACACGAAUCAAGGCCCACCGCCGCCGUAUGCUUCGCAAGCUAAUCCAAAUAUGAACACAAGAUUUAACGAACCUCCACCAGCGUAUUCUCCUGGCACUCAAGGAUUCCAACCAGCUCCCAAUUUCCAAGGCGGUGUUGGCCAGCCAGCGUACGGUUAUCAUCCUCAACCCGCGCAAGGUUUUCCAGGAGCACAGCCUGGCGGUUAUCCCGGAAGUUAUCAACCGGCAGGUGGUUUCGCACCAGCUGGUUUCCCGCAGCAGCCUGGUUUUCAACCACCCGGUGGCGGUUUCCAGCAGCCAGGAACGGUCAUUCAUCACUACGAACAACCUUCUUCUGGUGGUAGCGGUCUAGGAACAGUGCUUGGAGCGGGAGUUGCUGGUUUGGCUGCCGGUGCUGGUGGAGCUGCUCUUUACGAUGCUCUCAAACCAAAAGAUUCCAAAGAAGCUGCACCAGCAACCACGGAAACUACCACAACAACAACUACAACCACUCUAGCACCGAUAAAUCCUAAUGGAGAUGCUCCUCUGGCCCCAGUUGCUGCAAACCCCAAUGGUGAUGUUUCUCUGGCGCCAAUGCCAACGGAAGCAUCGACGAUGUCUUCUGAUAACCCACUCGGAAUGGCUCCGCUGGCAACUAUGUCCGCCGCUGACGGUACCUCUUCGGAUGCUCCUAUUAGCACAGCGGCUGUAGAAGUUCCGAAUGCCGCCUUAAGUGUCGAGCCCAAUCAAGCAGUACCGUUGGCACCGUUUGCGGUUUCUGAAAAUGGCACUUCGACGACUGCCAUGGUAGCGGAAACGACAACAUCGGCCACCGUCCCGCUGAUGGCCGCUGCUGGAGAACCCACGAGUGCUCCACAACAAGCCGCAGCACCCGCUGCUGGCAGUGCUCGAGACGUACGUUUCUCCAGUUUUCUCAUUGUGAUCCCAGCACUGUGUCGGUUCUUACUUUGGUAAGCGACGAAAGUUUGCUCGGGGAAUUCAUAUCCUGGUGAUUAAUUUGCUGUUUAGGAAAACAUCAAUGAUUGUGAAUCAUUCCAAAAAUCAGGCUGAACUGUUUCGGGAACAAUCGAAUGUAAGAACAUCAAAUGUUUUUUCUUCUUCUUUCUUUUCGUAGUGAACUGACUCUGUACAAGUAUUGGUGAACACGUUGCCAUUCAGAUAGUAUAGUUUCAAGUUUUUAAGAAAUAAAUCACAUGUUGAUAGAAAACAACACGUAA
Messenger RNA from Wyeomyia smithii (pitcher-plant mosquito), 2137 nucleotides. RefSeq lists its product as uncharacterized. The transcript has 2 exons. NCBI's taxonomy places the organism in Eukaryota, Metazoa, Arthropoda, Insecta, Diptera, Culicidae. Bases 603 to 1874 code for a protein of 423 amino acids. The record is from RefSeq and is a predicted model, not a curated record.